This is a messenger RNA of Auanema sp. JU1783, 651 nucleotides long. Lineage: Eukaryota; Metazoa; Nematoda; Chromadorea; Rhabditida; Rhabditidae. The record is from the annotation of a GenBank genome assembly.
AUGGCCCAACCAAAGCUCAGAAAAAUUGUUAAGACCUAUGAGCCAGCUAAGGAUUUCCCUGGAAAAGUUCUUGAACUGAUCUACUGGAGAGACCCCAAGAAGAGCGCUGUAGCCUUGUCCCUUGUCCUUAUCGCCAUCUUCGUCCUCGGAAAAUAUCCCAUUCUCUCUGUUCUUUCCUACUCUGGAUUGGCCAUCCUUGCCGCCACCUUGGGAUUCCGUGUAUUCAAGGCUGUUGAAGCCCAGAUCAAGAAAACUGGUGGAGAAAACCCCUUCCAAGAGUAUCUCGCCAAGGAUCUCACCCUUCCCCAAGAACGCGUCCAUGCCCAAGUUGAUGUUCUCGUCGAGCACGGUUCUUGCUUGGCCAACCAACUCAAGAAGCUCGUAUUUGUUGAAAACAUUGUUGACAGCGUAAAGUUCGGUCUCCUUCUUUGGUCUCUUACCUACGUUGCUUCAUGGUUCUCCGGAUUCGCCCUUAUCGUUCUCUCUGUUCUCGGAGUUUUCUCUGUCCCAAUCUUCUAUGAGACUUACAAGGAGCCCAUUGAUGCACAACUUGCCGUGAUCUCUGGACACAUCAACAACGUCUCUCAAUUAUUGGAAGAGAAGCUUCCUUUCCUUAAGAAGGCUGAGGUUGCUGCUAAGAAGGAUGAAUGA